Messenger RNA from Kockovaella imperatae, 846 nucleotides. RefSeq lists its product as hypothetical. The record is from RefSeq and is a predicted model, not a curated record. The transcript has 4 exons. Lineage: Eukaryota; Fungi; Basidiomycota; Tremellomycetes; Tremellales; Cuniculitremaceae. Bases 1 to 846 code for a protein of 281 amino acids.
AUGAGGAUACAGACUUCGUUGGCAGCUGCGGCAGCGGUGGCUGUGCUUCCUGCUUCAGUCUACGGAUUCAAAGAAACCUCUCCCUUAUACGUAUGGUCGUCUUCAUCUGAUCACAUCUCGGCCUUUCAAGCCAAAUCAAGCAUACUAAGUGCAGAUGAGGCGUAUGCUAGUAUAUCAAAGCUGGGAUGCGACUGGACCAACUUGGUAGUCGCAUACUCUGAGGGUAUCCAUCAGUCCCAUGUCUCGUCUCUGAAGCUUCAAUCGAGCUCUCCGACCGCUCAUGUUCCUUACGUCAAAAGCCUGGAUCAGCCUUCCCUCAGAGCGGCGAUCAAUGAACUCUUCAGCUCGUGUAGCGAUGACGGAAGGGAACGCAGUAUGAUGUGGAGGAUCGUCCCGAACAACAGCAAUCUCGAAACGGCUAUGGAGGCUCUACCGGAAAACGACCUGUUGAUCCUCACCGGGACACCGACUUCUCCUUCCAAACGCCAAGAGUACCCAUUCCCCUCUCCGUCUCCUUCACCUUCGCCAUCUCCAGACGAUCCCGAAGAUCCGGAAGACCCAGAAGACCCAGAAGACCCGGAGGACCCGGAGGAUCCCGACGUACCUCAACGACCUAGUCCCGAGCCGGGUGAACCGUCUGAUACGCCAGUACCGUCUAAUGCUCCACUCCUCCAACGAGCACAAUUCUUCACUGCUCCUAUCAUUACCGGUUUACUCGUCACCUUUUUGGUCUUCAUCCCGUUCCUUUACCUUGGCAUCACGGCUCUGGUAUCGAUCGAGGUCCCUCCAAGAAUGCUCGAGAUUGGAAAGUCUCUUGUCGUCACCAAGGACAGGAAGGAUCAGUAG